Messenger RNA from Dromiciops gliroides (monito del monte), 1727 nucleotides. It is a transcript of the gene NIT2, whose product is annotated as nitrilase family member 2. Gene Ontology annotation, biological process: oxaloacetate metabolic process; L-glutamine metabolic process. NCBI's taxonomy places the organism in Eukaryota, Metazoa, Chordata, Mammalia, Microbiotheria, Microbiotheriidae. The record is from RefSeq and is a predicted model, not a curated record. Gene Ontology annotation, molecular function: omega-amidase activity. Gene Ontology annotation, cellular component: mitochondrion.
GCGGGGCCAUCUCUUCCCGCUUCCGGUUCCGGUCUCCUGGGUUUCCCCCUCCUGUCCCUUCCUCGGUCGGCCCCGCAGCUUCCUCUCCGUGUGGGGUGGGCUUUCCUUCCAUGGAACCUGUGUCGAAAGCGAUGGCUCAAUUUCGUUUGGCCCUCAUCCAGCUUCGUGUGUCUUCUGUCAAGUCAGAUAACCUGAAUCGAGCUGGUGAGUUUAUCAAGGAGGCAGCAAGCCAAGGAGCCAAAAUUAUAGCUCUUCCUGAAUGCUUUAAUUCUCCCUAUGGCACAAACUACUUUCCUGAAUAUGCAGAGACAAUCCCUGGCGAAUCGACAAAACGGCUUUCGGAUUUAGCCAAGGAAUACCAAGUUUAUCUUGUUGGAGGUUCUAUUCCCGAAGAAGAUGGAGGCAAAUUUUACAAUACCUGUACUGUAUUUGGUCCUGAUGGAACUCUCCUGACAAAGCACAGAAAGCUUCACUUGUUUGACAUUGAUGUUCCUGGAAGGAUUCGAUUCCAAGAAUCAGAAACGUUGAGUGCUGGUGACAGUUUCUCCAUGUUUGAAACCCCUUACUGCAAAGUGGGCGUGGGGAUUUGCUAUGACAUUCGCUUCGCUGAACUUGCACAAGUCUACUCUCAGAGAGGUUGCCAGCUGCUGGUGUACCCUGGUGCUUUUAAUUUGACCACUGGACCAGCACAUUGGGAGCUGCUUCAGCGAGGCCGUGCUGUAGACAACCAACUAUUUGUGGCUACCGCCUCCCCUGCCAGGGAUGUAGAUGCCCCAUAUGUGGCCUGGGGACAUAAAAAUGCACUUACUAAAUUAAGUCCUUUUUUCUGUAAUGGCUCCUUUUGCAGGGGAGAAAUCCUGCCCAAGCUGGCAUUGAAGGAAUCCAUUGUGUAUGCAAAUAUAGACCUGAAGAAGUUGGUUGAAGUUCGCCAACAAAUCCCUGUUCUCACUCAGAAGAGGGGAGAUCUCUAUGCUGUGGAGUGGAAAAAGCCCUGAGGGGCCAGUGUUGCUGAUGAGGAGGGGCUUCCGUGUCUGGAUCUUUGAAUUCUUAUAUGGAUCUCCCUGUUUUUUAAUUAAUAUUAAAUUAAUAUUGCCUAUCGCUGAGAUGAUAGACCAACAUGGAGUUUUUACAGAACAUUUUUAUUAGUAGUCUUUAAUUAGACAUUGGUUUGUAAUGGAAGGAAAACCAAUAUUUGCCAUGAAGACAUGCUGACCAGGCGAAGUAGUUAGCUGAAUGAAGUGUUAAAGCCUGGUUAAGUACAAAAUUCACAUAAAACCAAGGUGUCUAUGGGCACUAAGGUGAUCACCCCAUUUUAUGGAGUUGGGAGGUUCUUUGUAGAGAAAACUUUUGUUAUAUUGCUUUUCCCCAGAAGUGCCUAAGAUUUCAGACCUGGCCAAUAUGUUGAAUUGUUUCACUUGAUUAUACUUGUAUGUUAAAAGGGAGAGUUUAUUUUGCAGUGGGGGUUGGAUAUUGAGUUACUUCUAGUGAUAAGAGAUAGGAAAAGAGGAAGACUAUACAUUAAAAUACAUUAAAAACAGGAAAAAAAAUAAGUUCAGUUUUCUUAUGGGUAAAUUUAAUGUUUUUGUUGAACUACAAAAGGUUCUUCUUUGUAUCUUUAAAUGUUUGUUACAUUUAAAUGCUAAGCACAAAAUGAAAAAAAGGUUUUAAAGGUGGCUAACAUUAAAUUUCCAUUAAAAUUAAUAAUGGGGCUUCGUCCCUGCCCCUCA